Molecule: messenger RNA, 5048 nt
Organism: Alosa sapidissima (American shad)
Lineage: Eukaryota; Metazoa; Chordata; Actinopteri; Clupeiformes; Clupeidae
Gene: rnf17
Product: ring finger protein 17
Exons: 36
Coding region: 22-4692 (1556 amino acids)
Source: RefSeq, a predicted model, not a curated record
CUCGCGCGCGCCACCGAGCGCAUGGAAGGCAGAUGCAGCUGCGUGUUUCAAGUGCAAGGUUGGCUCGUUACAGAGGUCAGGAUGGCUGAAAAUCGCUUUACAAUUACGUGCAAGAUAUGCCGUCAAUUCUACAUACUAGCGGAGGAGGAAGAAGGGAACCUCCCACACCUUCUCCAGUGUGGUCAUGUGUAUUGUGCUGCCUGUCUGAACUUGCUGAAGUCACCAUUUAACACGAUUACGUGCCCAGACUGCAAGUUGGAAACUAGUGUGGAUGAAGAUGGAGUUGAUGGGCUACAGGUUGAUAGCAAGACCAUUGGCCUCAUUUACACAGCCAAAAUUAAGAAGAGCCGAGAAGACAGGCAGAAAACCAACGCUGAAAAGGCGCUAGCUGUCACUGGAUCGGGCCACACAGAAAAGUUGCGUUUGUGUGUCUUACAGGAUGCGGCUCUUAAGAAGGCAGUGGAUCAUGCCCUCAUUGAAGCAAUUAAAAAUCAGAGUCAGUUGCAGAGCAUUCAUGAGCGUUUGGCUAAGGGGCUGAAGACUCAGGUGAGGACUGAGAAGAAGCGUCUGCUUGCAGAGAUCUCCGAGAUGACGGAGAAAGCCAUCUGCGUAGUGCAGAAAAGGAAGGUGGCAUUGGUGUCAGGAUUGGGUGAGCUGGAUCACUGCUUCUCUGAGAUUCGCCGUAUGUUGCAGGAGGUUGAACAGAAGAAGAAAAGUCUAGAGAGUGCGAUUGCAAAGGCCGAAAACUUAAACUCACCUGUGCUCCAGGAGUACUGCAAUGCUGAGCAGGUGCUAGAGGCUCUGCGUGCUCCUGUGGACAUGCAGGCUUUUGAUCUGAGCUGCCUGACUCAAGUCACAGGACUCGGCUGCAGCCUUGAUUCAGAGAAACUGGAGCAAGCUCUCAGCAUGAACCAGGGCAACAGUGUAUCUACGGAGCAUAUGACUCCAAGGUUCAAGAGAUCAUCGAGAAGCUCUGUAGAAUCUCGUGGCAGCCUCUCCCGCCCAAAGACCCCCUCACCGCCCUCCGCUGCGGACUGGCAGCAGGAGUACCAGGGGAUUCAAAAUGCUCAGUCCAACUCCAGCCCCAAUGUCAUCAUCGAGGAGAUCUUUGAGGACAGCCCAGGAGUUUCUGCAUCGCCAAUCCAAAUGGCAGAGCCAAAGCAACAGGAGGGUCAGAGGAAGCCCAAAGGGACCCAGAAUCCUAUGCCACCAGCCCGGGAGGAGAAAGUGUGCCUACUCUGGGUAGUCGUGACUCAUGUGGUCAACCCAGCCCAUUUCUACGUGCGCUAUGUGUCAGAGCAGAGGGCUGGAACUCAUCUAAGCAGGAAGAUCAAUACAUUCUGCAUGGGGAGCAAGUGUAUGUUCAGUUCAAGUAAUGUGGUCAAAAAAGGUGAUCUGCUGUUUGUCCGCUGGAAGCCAGGCCUGUGGUGCAGAGCACAGGUGCUUGAUCUGUUCCAGGUGAGGAACGAGGAGGCUGUUCGGCAGUGCCUGGCUACAGACAUCGCCAGUCUUAAAGUCUUCUUCCUGGAUUACGGCUUUAUUAAGGGCCUUACAAUCGCAAGUGGUGAGGCUCUGGUGGGGCUGAACGAGGUCCUGAGGAGACCCGACCGAAAUGCUCAGGUGGAGUUAAGCCGGUGGCCUCAACAGGCUAUCAGGUGUGGCCUCAAUGGCAUCGUCCCGGUCCAGAUGAGUGGCUGGAGCAAUGAAGCCUGUAAGGAGUUCAGGAAUGUGACUGGCUCGGUAGCUGUACGGAUGCAGGUGUUUGGCAACGACAAGGGGACACUUCUGGUAGACCUGAAGAAAGCCCCAAUGGACCACAUCAAUAGCCGCAUGCCAAUCUCACUCCGAGAUCACCUGGUGUUCUUGGAGCAUGCCAGGUUCCAUUCUCCUGUGACUGCUGGUGCCUCCUGCUGUAAGCCUCUUCAGUACUACCCACCAGUUCUCCCGAAACCGAAGUCGGAGUUCUGCGCCAUCGUUUCUCACAUCAGUACACCCUCUGACUUUUUCAUCCAAAUGACUGAAAACAUGGAGUUCCCCCUCCUGGCGUCUAAGCUGCAAGCGUUUUAUGGGGCGCACAAAGAGGGCCUACAGCUACACUGCCCUAUGCUGGAGCAGGCCUGUGUGGCACCCCAUGACAACAAUGAGUGGCACAGAGCUCUUAUCACAGGUUUCCAUGGGAUGCGAAUGGCAGAGGUGCAGCUUGUGGAUGUUGGGAUCAAAAGGGUGGUGGCCGUGAGCGAUCUAAGAGUCAUCAAAGAUGAGUUUCUGUCCCUGCCGGCCAUGGCCAUAUGGUGUUGUCUGGCAGAUAUGGAGUGCGAUGGAGAUUAUUGGCGUACUCCAAGUAUUAAUAGGUUCCGAGACUUGGCUGAAAAGAGACUGGUCACUGUUUUGACAAAGAAGUUUAUGUCCUGCUAUGGGCCUCUGCCAGUCUGUCUGUUUGAGGGGGAUGACCAGAGGGAAUCUCGCAGCAUUGCAGGCAUUCUCAUUACUGAAGGAUUGGCCAGGAGGCCUAAGAACACGCGCCCCGUUGCCCCGGAGGUGUCUGUGUGGGACCCUCCCCUGGAGAGAGUGGAGGCCGAGCCCAGCGCCAUGGAGAUGGCAGGUGGCAUUCAGCUGAGUCCCUCAAUCAUUAUCCCGGCCAGUCAAAAGGAUAUCGAAGUGAAAGUCACUCAUGUGACAUCACCUGCCAACAUCUACGUCCAGCUCUCCCAAUACAACCGGCAGCUGAAGAGGCUGCAGGACCAGCUCCAGCAAGAGUUCGGCAGGUCGGCACAGAUGAGUAUAGACUGGGAGGUGGGGAUGGCUUGUGGAGCCCUCAUCAACGCCGUCUGGGAGAGAGGAGAAGUGUCUGCCAUCAUCAACAGCAAUAUGUUAGAGGUUUUGCGUUGUGAUUUCGGGAACUGUGUCAACGUGCCCGUAGACAACCUCAGGCCCCUCCCUACUCACAUGAUUGGCUCCUUUCUUAUUGAGUGUUGUCUCAGCGGAAUAAGGCCAGCGGGGGGACCUAAGUGGACAGCGACAUCUUGUGACCUCAUUUCUUAUUAUCUGACUGGAGCCACGGCAGUGAUGACAAUCAAGGAGCCUCCUCCUGCAGAGCCAAUAGGAGUGUCUCUGUUCUGCUCCAACCGGGCCGGGCAGAAUGUCAGCGUGGCUGACUACCUUAUCAGCGAAGGUCUAGCACUGCCGAAGAGGAAAUCCAGAUCUGUGGAGAUAAAUUUCGGAGAGGUCUUGGAGCCCAAGCUGGUUGAAGGUCUCCCAGCAUUGGAGGUGACCAGUGACGAGCCAGUGCCACUCCCAGAGGAGAUGAACACCAGUGCAGAUGAUCUCACCUGUGAAAUACCCCCGAGCACCGAUGCCUACCCACCACCGGAACCUCCAGUGCACCUCGGCCACACACGCAUGAGCAUCACCGCAGUUGGGGACGAUGGGGUCAUCUACGGCAUGACCUCACAAGCAGAGGAUGAGUUUGAGCGUCUGAAGAAGCGUCUGCAGCAGCACAUUAAAGCUACACCAGUGCUGAAUCAUCACAACUGGCGCAGCGUCAAAGGCUGCAUCAUCAAGGGCACCGACAUGCUGUGGCACCGAGGUCUAGUAGUGGAGCUUAUUGGAGGGCAGGUCAAGGUGCAGUAUGUGGAUCAGGGUCAGGUGGAGAACAUUCCGGCAUGUCACGUGUACCCCAUGGUGGUGUGUGAUGAUGUGCCCCAGCUGUGUCUGCCUCUUCGCCUCCAUAGGGGCAAGCCGGUGGGGAAGGAAUGGCAUCAUGAUGCUGUUGCCCUGAUCAAAGAAACGGUGCUUGGCAGACGUGUUGAUGUUCAGAUUAUGGAGUUGCCCAUAGAACCACGGGAGUGUACUCCCAUCGAGAUCUUUUUGGAUGGUAUGCCCCUGAGCAGAAUCCUGGCACACCAUCAACCCACCUGCAUUAACAUCUCGGCUGUGGACUUUGAGGAGCAGGUCAUUACUCCACUGGUUGAUCUUGAUGACUGGAACUUGGACACAAAGGGCCUGCUGGACCACCCUCCGUUGUUGGGAACUUACGCUGACCAUCGUCUCCCCAAAAUUGGCAAACGCUGCCCUGUGAAAAUCAAACAUCUGUGCACUCCCAACAAGGUUUACCUUAACGUGAGCCGCGAGGAAGAUAAUGAUGUCUCUCUAGAGGAGGUGCUCGAGUGUGUCAAUGCGGACAUGAGCUCGCUGUCUCCCCUCACUGACUUCCCCAUUGGUGGGCCAUGUCUGGCUGAGUACAGUGAUGGCAGGUUCUACAGAGCUGAGUUUACCGGCUUUGUGUCCAUCAGUCCAGAAAUAAAGAUGCUCAUCAGACACGUAGACUUUGGCUCCGAUGACACUUUGUCCAUACUCAAGCUGCGCUGUCUCCCAGAGUGCCUGCUUGAUUUCCCUCGUCAGGCGGUGUGUGUGCGUCUGGCUGGUUUUCAGCCACCCCGUUUCUGCUCUGAGACCAAGCGCCUCCCUUAUGCUCCUGAGUGGAGUGUGAAGGCAUUGCUCGAAAUGAUGAAUCUAUUGCAGCAGAAAGGCGUGUUCCGAGCCCUGAUAGCAGCUGCAGGUGAGGAGAGUGUUGCCUACCUCUACAAUCCAGAUGGGACUCUGGUGCACCACUCUCUGGUGAAGAGGGGCCUCGCCGACUACCUCUCCGAGUCACCAACACACACACCCCUUACACUCGGCACACUCAUAUAAUCAUAAACUGAUCUCAUAGUAAAGAUGGCCUACUCCUUACAUAUCAACAUAUAGAGUAGAGCAGUGAACAGGUUUGGCUGUUUAGUUGUUUACUUGUUAGUUUUGUAGUAAUUUCAAGUUUAAUCAAGAAGCAUAAAAAAGAAAGCGGCACUUUUAUAUUUGUUUUAUUCGUUACAUUUUAGUAAGAGGUUUUAUUUGUUUUGUAUUGUUGAACACUUGAGUCUGUUAAAAGUGUGUAAGUGUCCAAUUGUCUAAGCUGCUUAGUUUGCCGCUGAGCUUAAUGCUUGUAUUAUUUCUGUUACACAUCUAUGCCCCUGAGAGUUGUCCAGUUUUGUAUUAAACCUAAUUGCAUUCAG